Xenopus tropicalis (tropical clawed frog) is the source of this 2062-nucleotide messenger RNA. It is a transcript of the gene hsd17b2, whose product is annotated as hydroxysteroid (17-beta) dehydrogenase 2. Lineage: Eukaryota; Metazoa; Chordata; Amphibia; Anura; Pipidae. The coding region runs from base 132 to 1277 and encodes 381 amino acids. The record is from RefSeq and is a predicted model, not a curated record. The transcript is spliced from 5 exons.
GUUUAAUAUUUAUACCAGAAACUUUUUAACAAGUCUUAGAAGUGUGCAUGUCUGUUAUUGCUCUGUGAGGACAGUUCUGGAAAUAUUGCACUGAUUUAAUAACACUUGUGGACCUUACCCAGAUUCCAGAAAUGGCCCAUUUGAAUUCUAGGCUGCUUUACUUGGCCGUAGGUGUCUUCUUCAGUGGAUCAGCCCUUCACAAAUUAAUGAAGAACAAGGUGAAGAUUGAAAAUGCCUCUGUCUCUGGUCUCCUGUCACUGCUCAUACUGGGCAUUUUCUGUUUCUUCGUUUUGUCUGACACUGCUGGCUUAACUCUAUUAACUCUUGCAUGCACCAUAUAUUAUUAUUCCAUACCUGUCAGAGACAUGCUAAGCGCGGAAGGAAAAUCUGUACUUAUUACAGGGUGUGAUUCUGGGUUUGGACACGCACUAGCUAAGCACCUGGAUAAACUGGGUGUUCAUGUCUUUGCUGGUGUUUUGGAUAAGAAAGGGCCUGGUGCUGAAGAACUGAAAAGGGUUUGCUCAACACAUCUUUGCCUAAUCCAACUUAAUAUCACCAAUUGUGAGGAGAUAAGGAAGGCCUACAAGGAAAUCAGCAGUUACAUUCAAGAUGCAGGAUUAUGGGGCAUUGUGCACAAUGCUGGGGUACUUGGCUAUGUGGCUGAUGGAGAACUAAUUCCUUUCAGUGUAUAUAGGCAAUGCAUGGAAGUAAAUUUCCUUGGUGCAGUUCAGGUUACUCAAAUAUUUGCUCCAUUGCUGCGGAAAUCCAAGGGAAGGCUAGUUAGCAUCUCCAGCAUGGGAGGACACGUUCCGCUUAAUGGGUUUGCAGCGUAUGCCUCAUCCAAAGCAGCUCUUUCAAUGUUCUCUGCAGUGAUGCGACAAGAUCUCUCCAAAUGGGGUGUAAAAGUUGCUGUUGUUUGCCCAAGUGGAUUCAGAACAAAUAUUUUUGGUUCUCAAAACCAAGUCAUUUUGGAUAAUGUAAUGCCAGAUGUGAAAGAAGAUUAUGGUGAAGACUAUAUAGAAAACUUAAAGGGCCUUUACCAUACAUUGCACAAGUUUGGUUCUUCUGAUCUCUCACCUGUCAUGGAAGAUGCGUGCCAUGCUUUACUGGCUCAAACCCCAAAUUUCUUAUAUACACCAGGAAGAUUAGCUUACUUAAUUCCAUGUUUGUACUAUUAUUUUCCUCAGUGGAUUUCUGAUUGGAUGGGGAUGCAAGCCUUCCAGAUAUCCAGAAACAUGCUUCCCAGGGCUUUAAGGAAUAAUAACAAGAGCAUCUAGUAAGUAAAAUUAGACAAAAAACCUCAACUUGAAAUUGGACUAUUUGAAGAAUAUUAUGAAUAUGUACAUUUUUUUUUCUUUCAAAAUUUAAAGUUUGUUAACUUUGCUACAGGAACAAAAGUGAUGUUAUCCUUAACAAAUGACUGGAAUAAUUAUUUCUCUAGAGAUCACUGUGAUGGAGCUACAUUGGGACCAUUCAUGGAUCACACAACACUUUUUAAUCAAAAUGUUUUUUAAGUUGCAAGUUAUAUUAUAUAUUAAGAUCACACCCAAGUCUGUCAACUUUAUUGCCAAAUUAAUAAAUCCACCAAACAUUUAACAAAUUACCAUAUCAGUGUAUGGUUUUGGAUAGGUAAUUAAAGUUUAUUAUUAUAAUGUGCUUUUGUAAAAAUGUGGUGACCAAGCACAAGGCAGUCUAUUAGUCUUAAACUAAAAAAAGUCAUCAUUUAUAUAGCGCAAGCAAAUUAUGCAGCACUUUACAUUAAAUUCUAACAAACAAUAUUUUAACAAACAAGGAUAUACAGAGUAACAAUAGGAUCAGAGGGCCCAACUCACAAGAGCUUACAAUCUAAAUGACUGAAGCCCAUGGAGCCACAACUCUUGUUCUGCACCAUCAGCCAUACAGUUAAUGCAGUGUCAGACUGGGCUAGCGGGACACCAGAUAAAUACCCGAUGGGCCCCACUGACCCAGGCCCACUGUCUCGCCAAGACGUUCUUCUCUCCCCUAGCUGGAACCAAUCACAGCACUUAAUUAAGCUGGAGGGAAAUACAUGCUGCAAUGCAUA